ACUGCACGGACGGAUAGGAACUUUUUCGACGAAGUUAGUGGAGAAACAUAUCAAAGCGGGGAUUAAUUCGGAGGAAAUUUGCGAAACUACACAAAAGCAACAGUUUCGGGUUGACUGCAUUUAUCUCGCGUCGACGCGAGAAUAAUACCGGAGAACAAUUGUCAAAUGGAAGUUCCUUGGUGAGAUUUGUCAAAUUUCGAAGAAAGAGGUUUAUUAUCGUGAGAGGAGAAAAAGAGCUAAGAAAUAGAUGGCGUCUGAAAUAAUUUUCGAUAAGAUAGCGGAAGCGAGCCCUUCCUUUGGUUUGGAGCCAGUUUGAAGUAUCGCACGGCAUUUGAAUAUGAUAAGUCAAACGUCAGAGGACUUCGUCACGAUUGCACCAGCGUCUGCUGCGAGAACGCCGAAGAGAAGUUGGAGGCCGCGCAAGUUGAACGGCAGGACGUUUGACUUCCUUUGGUGGCGCGAUUCACGACGCAAGAACGCAUCGAAGAAGCAAGGAUGUCAAAGGAAAAAGGAAGAGUUAACAGAAGUUAAAAUCGUCGAGAGUAAAGCGAGGAAUAAUCUCGGCAGUAGAACGUCGUUCGAGUUCUUCAAGAACAUCAAAAGACACAUGCAGGUGAAGAAGUUGACGCACAAAUCCAAACGAAGGAAAGAUGUUUGUUUCUUGCAGACAAAGGAAGUUGAAGCGUCUGGCAUACAAAAUGAAACAAACUAUGAUCUGACGAUUCAAAAGAAUGCAUCUACGGUCCCGAGAGACAAUAACAUGCUCGAAUCAAACUACAAAACCGAUAGGAAUUGCGAUGAUCAGUAUAGCAAUGAAAUCUUAGCUCUGGAUGUAUCUCAGAGCAAAUACAUUUCAGAAAGAUUAAAUAGAACCUUAAAUAACUGUAAUGACAUCGAAGAGAAACUAGACAUAAUUGAUACACAAAUUAUUAAUAAGCUCAACACAGAUGCUAAUCAAGAAAAUGUUUCUAAUAUAUGCCAAUCAUCCUCGGAUAAUGAGUCAGGAUCUAGAUCAACAAUAGAAAAUGUAGUGAAACAUCAAAUUGAAAGAACUAAUGAAAAUACAGAGAUUAAUAGAAGUAACGAUAAUAAAAUAAAAGCAAGUCUUACAGAGGAACUGCUGAAAUUAAGUAACUAUGGAUGGUAUUGGGGACCAAUAUCAGGAAACGAAGCUGAUGCCAAACUUCUAUCUGAACCAGAUGGUGCAUUCUUAGUUAGAGAUUCCUCAGACGAUAGAUAUGUUCUGACACUUAGCUUUAAAUCAUCUGGCAAACUACUUCAUGCUCGUAUGGAACACACUGGCGGUUUAUUUUCUUUAUGCAACCAAAGUGAAAGCGAAGGGUUUAGUUCGGUGGCUGACUUAAUUAACUAUUCAAUGAAUUUUAGCCAAUCAGGUGUCUUUUGCUAUUCACGACCUAAGUAUCCCGGUCAUCCGUCUUUUCCAGUUAGAUUAACAAAGCCAGUGAGUAGGUUUACUCAAGUCCGAAGUUUGCAAUAUCUUUGUCGUUUUGUCAUACGUCAAUAUACAAGAUUAGACAAUAUUCACAAACUGCCUUUACCGAAAACUAUCAAAGGUUAUAUAGAAGAAGCGCAUUAUUAAUUGGAAAAAUUCAGUGUUUUAUAUUGUAUAACAAUAGCUUCUUUUGGAAAAAUUUUCGCGAGACGCGAUUAGAUACGAGUGUUUUUUAAUAAGAAAUGCUCAUUGUUAAGAUUGUGAGAUAUCUUCAAUUUUAUAAAAAUUGAUUAAUAUAAGUUGAAAGAUAUACUAUUUUCUUUUUUGUAUGAAAUACGUUAUAUCUUUCAACGUGAUCCGAAGUUGAUUUGUGAACUACUUGGCUGUGUGGUGUGUAUCUUCAUUUCUCUUUGUAAAUAUAUUCUUCAUAAUAAAAAUAAAUUCCUGCUCAA
Molecule: messenger RNA, 1905 nt
Organism: Frieseomelitta varia
Lineage: Eukaryota; Metazoa; Arthropoda; Insecta; Hymenoptera; Apidae
Exons: 3
Coding region: 338-1600 (420 amino acids)
Biological process (GO): intracellular signal transduction; regulation of growth; protein ubiquitination
Cellular component (GO): phosphatidylinositol 3-kinase complex
Molecular function (GO): 1-phosphatidylinositol-3-kinase regulator activity
Source: RefSeq, a predicted model, not a curated record